Molecule: messenger RNA, 1158 nt
Organism: Ceratitis capitata (Mediterranean fruit fly)
Lineage: Eukaryota; Metazoa; Arthropoda; Insecta; Diptera; Tephritidae
Product: estrogen sulfotransferase
Exons: 6
Coding region: 109-1095 (328 amino acids)
Biological process (GO): sulfation
Cellular component (GO): cytoplasm
Molecular function (GO): sulfotransferase activity
Source: RefSeq, a predicted model, not a curated record
UCAACUUUUCGCUGUUAAAAAAGAAUGAACUGUAAUUAAAGUUUAUAAGAAAAUUCAUUAAUUGAUUUACACAGUUUCAAUUAUACUUUCAAUUAUUAAUCAAAAAUUAUGCUUUACACAAAACCACUUCCAAGCGCUACCGAUGAGUUGUUUGAACGCAGCAAGCGGAUGGUAAUUCAUGUUUCUACAAAUGGAAAAUUCAUACCGUUAAAAUGGAAUUGGCCUGAAACUUGGAUCUCAGUGCCGGCUGUAUUCAAGGACAAUUUUUCAAGUAUUUACGAUUUUGAAGUGAGGAAUGAUGACGUCUUUAUUGUAACAUUUCCGAAAUCGGGUACAACAUGGUUGCAGGAGGCCUCUUGGUUGUUAUUAAAUAAACUGGACUAUGAGGAAGCAAAGAGGCGGCAUCUGUUGGAACGUAGCGUUUUUAUGGACAUAAGUACGCUGUAUGGUGAGAAAACUAAUAAAGGAGAUAGCGUAGCCAAAGCAGCGGAGCUGAAGUCGCCACGUUGCAUAAAAUCUCAUUUGCCUGCGCAUUUGUUGCCACGUCAAAUUUGGCAAAAGAAAGUGAAGCUAAUUUAUUGCGCGCGCAAUCCCAAGGAUGUUGUGCUCUCCUACGGUCACUUCCUGCGCGGCAAAGGCGCCUACAACGGUAGCAUGGAGGAAUUCAUCGAUGAUUUCUUAAAUGCUGAAACACUUUACUCACCCUACUGGAUUCAUGUCUACACUAUGUGGCAAAUGCGCGCUGAGCCCAAUAUAUUCUUCACCACCUAUGAGGAGAUGAAACAAAAUUUGAGGGGUGUCGUUGAGCGGUUGAAUGAGUUUCUCGAGCAACCGCCGUUGAGUGAAGCGCAGAUGGAGAAACUAUUGAACCACUUAUCGUUUGAAAGUAUGAAAGCGAAUCAACAGGUGAACCCCACGGAAGUGAUCAAAAAAUCUGGUCGGCCAGGAGCUGAUUUCCAAUUUAUGCGUCGCGGCAUUGUUGGCAGCUACAAAGAUGAGUUGUCGGUGAGAAAUAAGCAGCGCAUAAAUGAGUGGUCCGAGCAAUACUUAAAUAAAUUCAAUAUUAAGAUGAGUGAUAUUUUUAGCGAUUUUUAAUCGUAACGUGUGAUUUUUCAACCAAUUUAAUAAAAAAAAACUCUGCCAGUGGUAGGAAUUUAA